This is a messenger RNA of Dibothriocephalus latus, 489 nucleotides long. The record is from the annotation of a GenBank genome assembly. NCBI's taxonomy places the organism in Eukaryota, Metazoa, Platyhelminthes, Cestoda, Diphyllobothriidea, Diphyllobothriidae.
AUGCGGGUUCUGGUCGUUCUCACCUUGGCUCUGCUGCCCUUAUCUCUAUUAAAAUCAACUUCCUGUAACAGCUACGAAUCCAGCUCAAAUGCCCAUGAGCAGCCAAAUGAUGGCACUGCUGACGGACUUACAGAAGAGGUGAUAAAAAAAAAGCGUGAAGAAUUGUUGACUCAUUUGCUUGAAGGUAUAGAGGAGGGGGCUAGGACAAAAACUGAAUUCUCGGACCCUCUGGAAGCCGUAAACUACGCGAAGGAACAGGAACUUCGAAGGGAGAAAGAGAGUCUUCGUUCGGGAAACAGACGAGUUCGACGCUCUGUUCCGAAAUUUAAGCCGCCAAGUCCCUACGCGAUAAUAAACGACUCCGAAGACGGGAAGAAGCCGGACAAUUUCUUGUUGGAGACGUUACCACAGAAUCUCCUGGAGGUCAAACAAGGCACUUACAUUCACUUUAGAAUCUGUCCCAAGCCAGUCGUCCCGGAAGAGGUAUGA